Messenger RNA from Chelmon rostratus (copperband butterflyfish), 7768 nucleotides. It is a transcript of the gene znf646, whose product is annotated as zinc finger protein 646. The record is from RefSeq and is a predicted model, not a curated record. Gene Ontology annotation, cellular component: nucleus. Bases 353 to 4918 code for a protein of 1521 amino acids. Gene Ontology annotation, molecular function: RNA polymerase II transcription regulatory region sequence-specific DNA binding; DNA-binding transcription factor activity, RNA polymerase II-specific. Gene Ontology annotation, biological process: regulation of transcription by RNA polymerase II. NCBI's taxonomy places the organism in Eukaryota, Metazoa, Chordata, Actinopteri, Chaetodontiformes, Chaetodontidae. The transcript has 4 exons.
GCAAUGUGGAAAUGGGGAUGGAAGAAAAAAAGACAAUUGCAAAAAAAGGGGGUUGCCCUUUACAUAAAAAUUACGUUUUUAAAAUAAUGAAUGAAAAUAUAUAAUCGGAGGCUUACAUUGAAUCAUUACUGCUGCAGCUCACUUUGCCUGCUUCUCCUAAACUCAAGUCACUGUCCUAAUUGUGUGGAACUGGUUUUCAACAUCUUCUGCCUUGUUACCUCCCAGGACACCGCUUGGACCUUAUUGUAAAGACCUACAUUCUUUUUAUACGGACAGUAAAGGCAUCUAAUGCAUUUCCCUCCUGCAUAUUCAUACACUCUGUGUCUGGUGCACUUAAUUCAAUCAUCUUGCAAUGGCAGUGCAAGACCCUGGCAGGACAACGGGUUUUCCUUGCAAGCAAUGUGGCAUGGUAUGUCCCAAUAUGCCCAGUCUGCUCGAGCACAUGGAUUCUCACCAUCAACAAGAGGAAGAACGCAAAUUUAAAUGUGACGAAUGUGGACGUGGUUAUAGGCAUGCUGGUAGCCUAGCUAACCACAAAAAGACUCACGAAGUGGGUUCUUUUCAAUGUAACAUAUGUGGUAAAGAAAAUUCUAAUGCUUUGGCCCUGAAGAGUCAUCUCCGGAGCCACACUUCACAGAAAAAGUACUCCUGUGUAGAAUGUGGGAAAGCUUUUCGUCUGGCAACACAGCUUGCUACGCAUGAGAGGGUUCAUCUUGCCAGACGAGUAAAGGAGCAGUCGUAUAGAAAGGUAGACAUGGAAUAUCCCACACACGACAUUGAAAAUGAUCACCCACAUCAUCUCAGUGAGCAGUCGGCCAGUGUUGGGAUUUCCACAGAAAAUAGCCCAGUUGAGGAUAAGCCGGAGGUUUAUACUGCACAAUCUGAGACCUCUGAUGAUGCAGCGAAUCGACCUUUCAGAUGUGAUUUAUGUGACAAAUCAUAUAUACACCAUCGAAGCCUGACCAAUCACAAAAAGACUCACCAAGUGGGAAUGUUUGAAUGCACGGUGUGUUUCAAACUGUUCAAUAACAUGGCUGCCCUCUACAGCCACCAGAGAACUCACAAGGCAAGAAGCGGGAAUGACCUCAGUUCAAUGGGUGGGUCAUACACAGGCACACCGCUGGACCAGUUUUCACCUCAGAGCCAGGAUGCUCCAGUAAAUUUUUGCCAUUUGUGUCAGGUUCGAUUCCCCAAUGAUGAGGAGUUCCAGGAACACAUCCAAAUGCAUAACUCUUCAUCUCUGUCAUUUGGACUUCAAGAUACCUUGUCAGAGAACCACAAUAUAUCAUAUGACAACAGUAUUGCCUCACCUGAGUCAAAUUUUUAUGCAUCUCCUUUAAAUAAUGUUCCCUCAGUAUCAUCAAUAGAUACGUAUGGAGGCUUUGAUCAGCCGCAGGAGCAGAUUAGAAGUAACGGACAUGUGUACUCAGACUGCUCGAAUAAUGAAACACCAUCUUCCAAUAGUACUCAGGGAGAACCCCCAAUCAUGGACUCAAGCAUUCUCAAUCCUGCCCUGACACACACACAAAACAUUGACAAUGCAACUGAAAUGGAAGAGACUUCAACUGUAGAUUCUGAUGAGCGUCCCUUUAAGUGUCAGAUCUGUGGUAAAAGCUACCGGCACUCUGGGAGUCUCAUCAACCACAAGCGGUCCCACCAGGUGGGGAUUUACCAGUGUUCCAUCUGCAGAAAGAGUUAUCCUCACCUGGCUGCCCUCAAAAGUCAUCUUCGUCUCCACAAAGCUCAGACUUCAUCUUUUAGCCUCAUUGCCGAGGGAGACUGGCUCUCUUCAGAGCCCCUGACUCUGGAUAACCCACAGGUCUGCUUCUCCUCUCAAGACGAGGAGGAGGAUGGCGCUCACCCAGUGCUUGGUAUGGAUCAGGAGAACGGAGCUGACAGUAAUGGGGCUUUGUACCAUGAGCAAUUUAAUCAGGACUUUUCCCAGGAUAUGACUGUGCAUCUACCUCACAAUGAACACCUGAUGCAGAGGCACAUGUGUGCAGACUGCGGUGAGACAUUUGCAGAUAUUGCAGGGAUUAAGUCUCACAGUUGCCCACUACUACAGCAGCAACGUGACACUACUAGCAGUGACUAUGACAGUAAUGUAAAUUUCCAGGACAGUAAUGGUCACUCUGCCAUUGGAAAUACAGGGAGUAAUGUGGACUUCCAUGGUCUGAAUGGUAGCCACAACCAAAGUUACUUUGAACAGAAUUUCCAUGACAGUAUGGGCAGUGAUCAGCUGAAUGGUGGCGAGGAAGGCGAUGACGCUGAUGAGGAGGACGAUGAUGGGGAUCUUUAUCAGUGCUCUAUAUGUGGAAACAGCUACACCAGCAUGAGAGCCCUCAGGAGCCAUCUCCGAGGGCACACACAGUCCCAUGGUACUCCUGCAAGCUCAGGGCCUUCUUCCAUGUCCUCCCAUGAAGAAGUGAAAGAUGAUGAGCCUGGAGAGAUGAUGAUAUGUAGCACAUGUGGGGAAAGUUUUGCCAAUAAGCAGGACUUGAUAACUCACCAGCUUCUACACAACAGGGACCAGAUAGAUGAUGUUGAUCAUUUACAAAUGAACAACAGCGAUGUGUGUGGAGGCAAGGAGGAAGCACAUAGUAUUAUCUGUGGCAGCUGUGGCAUCUUCUGCACCAGCUACCAUCAUCUUGAGAACCACGGCUGCACAGCUGAUAGGAAAGAUGAGUCAACACAUGGUAAAGAGGAAAUGAAAGCAAAUGAUGUUGCCCAGAAUGAAGACACGAGCCACGUCAAAGAAGCUGUUGAUACUGAACAUCGUCAGUACAAGUGUGAUCAGUGUGGGCGGUCAUACAGACAUGCCGGCUCCCUCCUUAACCACAAAAAGUCCCACAAAACAGGUGUAUUCAGAUGCCUCGUCUGCCAGAAACGCUUCUACAACCUAUUGGCUCUUAAAAACCACCAGAGGUCCCACUUUGAUAUUAAGAGACAUACUUGCCAUGAGUGUGGGAAAGCCUUCAAAAUUCAGAAGCAGCUAUUGAAUCACUUGAGAAGGCACAAAGAGAACAAAGCCAAAAUCCAGGAACUCAACAACCAGAUCCAGGCCCUCAUGCAGAUGAAUGGGACCAGGUCAGAUGGAGGAAUGCAGUCCUUAACUUCAAAUGCCAAUCAGGCUUUAACUUCCUCUCGACGCUGCAGGCAACUGCCUGAAGUGAUGACAGGAAAAGCAAAGUCUGAGACUUCGGUCAAGUUGGAGGACACAGGUGACCGACGGCCUUUUGCCUGCGACCAGUGUGGUCGCACAUAUCGCCACGCAGGAAGUCUUGUCAACCACAAAAACUCACAUAAAACAGGUGAAUAUUACUGCUCGGUCUGUAACAACACGUAUUCCAAUCAGCUAGCAAUGAAGAACCACUUGCGCACCCAUUUUGCAUAUAAAAAGCACUCUUGCCAAAACUGUGGAAAAGGCUUCAGGGGGAAGAAGCAGCUAUUAGCCCAUGUUUGUGCAGACCUCAGAAAGGAUAGGGCCGGAGGCAGGAGGGGCCUAAAAUCUAGAACCUUUAAGUGUAAGGAAUGUAAGCGGGCCUUCCUCUCUGUCGACCAACUGACAGCCCACACCUGUGACGGACCUUCAGGCAGCCGAGAUGCACAAACAAAUACGUGUUCAAAUAAAGAGGAGCGGCCUUUCACGUGCAACAUAUGUAAUCGCAGCUACCGCCAUGCAGGCUCACUUCUGAACCAUAAAAACACCCACAAGACAGGACACUUCAGUUGCACCUUCUGCUCUAAGCCCUUCACCAACCCCAUGGCUUUACGCAAUCACACGCGCAUCCACACACAGAAAAAAAAGUAUGUGUGUCUCACGUGCGGGAAGGCCUUCCGCCUCGCCAGUAUUCUGCACAACCACCAGAGGGUCCACAACCGGGUGUCAGGUCAUUUCAGUUGUCCUUCUUGUGGAAAAAGCUUCCAGGGCAGGUCCGGCCUGAAGAGGCACCGCUGCCGCAGAGGUCAGGAGAACUCUGUGAGAGCUGGAGUCCAGCAGUCAGACAGGGGGGACAAGUGCUUCAUGUGUGACCUGUGUGGGCGCUCCUACCGCCAUGCUGGCUCUCUCCUCAACCAUAAAAAGACACACUCCGAAAACCUCCACCACUGUACCUUGUGUCUCCAGACAUUUCCUGAUCCUCUCACUCUACAGAUACACUCCCAGAUGAGGCGUCACUGCUGCCCCGAGUGCGGCAAGACCUUCUGUCUGGUCGCACACCUCCAAAGCCACAUGGAGGUGCACUCGAAGGAGCGGUCUGUGGUCUGCAGCAUCUGCCAGCAGAGCUUCUCCAGCGCAGCCAGCUACCAGCAGCAUCAGGACAUGCACCACAGGGCCCAGGACCUCUAUCAACAAGGCGCGAACGAACCUGUAGACAGCAACAUCUGCUGGGACUCAGGAAUAAAUCAGACCAUGGGGAUGGAAGAGAUGCACAAGCAGGUUCCACCACCUUUGUCCCAUGUUCCAGAGAGCAUCGCUAAUUCCCAGAGCAACGAUUCAGCUGGCACAGAAGAGAAGAGCCACGUCUGCGAACACUGUGGCCGCACUUACCGCCACGCCGGCUCUCUCCUCAACCACAAGAACAGCCACAAGACGGGCUCCUUCUUCUGCUCCAUCUGCCAGAAAGAGUUCACCAACCUGAUGGCUCUCAAGAACCACCGGCGCAUCCACACGGAGCCCAAGCGCUACCAGUGUGUGGAGUGUGGAAAAGCAUUCCGUGUGUCCACUCAGCUCAUAUGUCACCGACGAAUCCACACCAAAGAGAAGCCCUUCGCCUGCCUGCUGUGCGACAAGAGCUUUUCCAGCAAGUCCAACCUGCGGCACCAUCAGAAGAUGCACCAGAACACCCAGACCUAUGACUCCUCUUUUAGCAUUGAUGAUAACACGUUUAUGGACUUGGACAUGGGGUCUUUCCUUUGAACUAAGAUUCCAGUGAAGAAGCCAGGCGGUCCUCUUAUUUAUCUGUUAUUUAUCCUUCUAUCAAUAAUUGUAAAACAGUAUUUUUUUCAGAAAGUGUUCCUUGGUCCUGACAGACAUGCAUAUUUCAUUACGGACUUCCAAUCUUACCUCCACAGCAGAUAGUGACAUCACUGAAAGGUCUCCAGAGGGUCUAUCGGUCAGCUUUUAAUAAGGCCUGAAUGUUUUUCCAUGAAUACACAGGAUCCCAGAAUACAGGGCAGGUGACAGAAAUCUUAGUCGCCGCUCUCUCCUCAAUGACAAACCAAACAACCAAAGUGAACAGAAAAGAGCAGCCCAGGUCCAUGUAAGAACAUAAACACUGAUAACAUGUUUUUGUAUAACAGUACUGUUCUAACGGUGAUCUCUCCUCUCUUGCUAUGUAUAAUUGUGUUCAGUGCCUCUGUACGUUCCUUAGGAAACAAAAUAUACAAACUAUAUUUAUCUCUGAAUCCUUUUGUUAGCUUUGCCGUCAGUGUCGAAGGAGUGCUCACUUUCCUUUGGGAUUUCACAUAGGGCAAGCCUGUUAUUAAGUCAAAUACCUCUGGGUGUGUCCAAAGGUCAGUGGCAAAGUGAUUUACUGAAAUCAUAUUAUCAAGUAAAUAGUCGUACUGCUAAUAAUAUUCACGUCGAGUGACAUUGUAUGCUAAAAUGGAUGUAUUUAUUAAUUUAUUCCAGUUAUUUUAUCUGCAUAUUUUAUUAGAAAAACUUUUUAUGAAUGUUGUAAGCGAAAAAACUGUCUUCUAAAACUCAUGUAGCCUUUACGGAACUUCAUCAGUCGAGUUGUAUUUACUUCCUCAUUCUCAGUUACAACGGGCAGGAAAGAAUGAGCCAAGCAUUGUUGGCAUUAUUGGCAGCACUCAGGGUAAACCUUCAAAAGGAACGUACCUGACGUGUAAAACUUCGUAAAUAAUCAGUUUCUGAACUGAGCAUAGCAUUUAUAUUCUCACUUGUGCCAGUUCCACACUCUUAUAAUUUAACUCACGUAACGUCGUCACUCCCAACAGUUAGUGUCGGCUCCACAUGCAGUGCUUGCUGUUGAAUUAUGAUCCUUUGAGAAGCAUCAGUUAUGUUGAAGUGCCAGUGCCUAAAAUGUAAGUCAGCUGUAGCAGUUUAAUGUGAACAAACCUCCUCUCACUGUACUUGUUAUACUGUAAACCACCGUGUUGAUUUGUCUCCUGAAUUGUGAACCUCCUCAGCCACAAACCGUUCAGAGGUCUUAAAGCAGAGGAAAACAGAAGUGUUGCAGCAGUGAGGCGAAAGUGAUUCCUUUUUGUCUCGUGGCUUUUCUUCCCUCACACACGUUUAUAUGAGUCAAACAGGAUGAACAUGUAUUUUCAGACAAAUGUGUGGCCAAAAUGCCUCAUUUCUGCCAAGCACAAGUAUUACUACAAACAUACCAGAGCUUUAUGGAUUAACAAGGACGAACCAAAUUCACCUUCGCUGUUGGGUUCAUGAACCACUUAUGUUCUGUGAAAAAUGUGCAAUUAUCAGUUCAGUUCUCUGGGGUUUUGUCAUUUUUUUCUUUUCUUUUUUCUUUUUUGCCAAGUUGUCUAACGUGCCUGUUGUUCCUGAAGUGUUUUUUGUUUUUUUCCCACAGAUCUAGCAAAAGUGAACUCACAGCCUUUGUUUUUCUAACAAUCUAAAAUUUUCUUUAUGCCUUAUACAUUACAUUUCAUGUAUGAGUAUGUUUGGCACUGGUCAGAAGUAUGAAAUACCUCAUGGAAAGCCCUGCCUACCUGGCAACUACUACUUAACGCCUCAUGCAGCUUAAUUGUAGAGAAUACACUGUAAUCAUACAAAAACUCAGUUAUCAAUUGUAAGACAAAUAGAAUGGCUGAAGCAUCAGUUUUACGGUUUUACUUUGUAGUUUGCAGAUGCUGUUCUCGCCAUGGUCGUUUCUCUGCAGUUUGUUGUUUUCAGAGUUCUAUUUGCACAUUUGUAGAUGAGACACUUGUAGCCUAUGGAGGACAGAAAGUCUAUAAUAAUGCAGCCAGCCGGUUGUCGUUUUUUCAGAGUGUCGACGGGCAACAAGUCGGCUGUCAGAUAGUUCACCUCAGCUAGUUUGCGGGUCGUAAUAUUUAAGCAAUAUGCUGAAAGUAUUGUUUCAGUGCAUGAACCAUGAGUCCAUCUCAUUUCUGUUGUCUUACCAUUGUAUGGAGUACAGUGGCAUCACAUUCAGUAGACUGACACUAGCCUUGAGAGACCAUGACAACUUGCCAUUGCCGUUUUGUUAAAAUGUUUAAAAUCUUAUGUGUGUUAAUUGUAAUGAUUUAGAUGAUCAUAUGUAACAUAUUCCUGUAUGCCAUGGUAGCCUACAUGUUAAACAACAGGCGCACAUUUGAGUUCCAAACUGACUUCUUUUUUUAAAAAAAAUCUGAUCCCCUGUGGCGCUUGACACGUUCACUCCUCUGUCAUUGAUCACAAUCACAGCCUGGUAUGUGUGACGUGUUUUAAAUCUCAGAGCUCUCUCUGUAAAUAUUAGAACGGAAAUAUCGGUCGGAUGUGUGUACGCUCACGGCAAGACUUUCUUCAGCGGGAGAAAAGUGCUAGAUUAGCUAUUGUGUAAUAAAAAAAGGCAUAUACCACACAUUCUGAUUUAUUGGAUUUUCAGUGCUCAAAAAUGUCUGCUCACUGUUUAAUUCAUAUUUAUAUAACUAUUUUGUCACUCUGAAACGUAGAUUUUUACUUCUUUGUUAGAACUUAGUUUAGAAUAUAAGCAAAUUAUUGCAACUAAAACUAGUUGAAAUUAAAAGACUUGGAAAAUACAGUGUUUGUGUCUUGACUGGUCAUUUGCAUACUGACAUACUUAAG